CCUCUCCGGUGAUGGCGGCGGCGGCGGCGGCGGCGGCCGGGACGGGCCGCGGGCUCUGGGGCCGCCUGAGGGACACCCGGCUCGCCCGCUGGACCCACUCCCUCCUCCAGGACUACUCCAGCUCCCUCCAGGACGCCGCAUCCGAAGCUCGCCGCCGCCCCGCGCUGACCGCGGCCACUCUGCUGACCCUGGGGCUCGGGGCCAGCCUGGCCAGCACCGUGCCGGACCUGGACUCGCUGGAGAGCGCCGCGGUGGCCGCGGGGACCGAGCUGGGCCAGCUCCCACCGAGCUCCCGCAGCCCCCGCUCCGAGCGCCACGUCCUGCGGCUGCUGCGGCUGCGGGAGCGCGGCCGGAUCCGCGUCCGAAAUUUGGGAUUGGUGGCCGUGGCCACGGCCGAGCCACACGGGAGUGACCCCGCUCUGUACUCGGCUCGCUGCCCGCACCUCCGGCCGCGGUGGGGGCUCGGGGAGGUGCUGGAUGUGGGGGUCUGGGGGCGCUGGUGGCUGCUGCGGGACGCGCUGCGGGACUGCGACAUCAACGAGGAGGAGUUCGGGCACCUCCCCGAGCGGCUGCGGGGGAUGGAGCGGCGGCAGCUCCGCUCCGAGCACAACGAGCGCCUGCACCGGGAGCGGCUGCGGCCCGUGGGGCUGGGGGAGAGAGGGUGAGGGAGCCCAAAACACGGGAAAAAAAAUUUAAAAAAUAAUAUCCCAAAAAAUCCCGAAAUCCCGGGGCUGGGGGAGCCCGAAACACCGGGAAAAAAUAAAAAAAUAAUUCCAAAGAUCCCGGGACUGGGGGACCCCGAAACACCGGAAAAAAUAAAAAAUAAUCCUAAAAUUCGGUGGCUGAGUGACCCCGAAACACAGGGAAAAAAUAAAAAAAUUAUAUCCCGAAAAAAUCCCAAAAUACUGGAGCGGAUCAGGGCUGAGGGACCGCGGAACAUCGGAAAAAAUACCAAAAAAAAUCCUCAAAAAAUCCUCAAAAAAAUCCCAAAAUCUCAGGGUGGAGCGGGACUGAGG
This is a messenger RNA of Catharus ustulatus (Swainson's thrush), 1016 nucleotides long. It is a transcript of the gene TIMM29, whose product is annotated as translocase of inner mitochondrial membrane 29. NCBI's taxonomy places the organism in Eukaryota, Metazoa, Chordata, Aves, Passeriformes, Turdidae. Gene Ontology annotation, cellular component: TIM22 mitochondrial import inner membrane insertion complex. The transcript has 2 exons. The coding region runs from base 12 to 665 and encodes 217 amino acids. Gene Ontology annotation, biological process: protein insertion into mitochondrial inner membrane. The record is from RefSeq and is a predicted model, not a curated record.